AUGGCCUGUCCCUGGCAGUUUCUGUUCAAGGCCAAAUCCCACCAGUACAACUUGACUGAGGAAACAGACAUCAACAACAAUGUGGGGAAGGCCGUCCGGGCCCCCUCUGGUCUAGUGACACAGGAUGACCCCAAGUGUCACAGCCUCAGCAAACACCGGAAUGAGCCCCCCCAGUCCCUCACGGGGACAGUAAAGACAGUUCCAGAAUCCCUGGGGAAGCUGGAUAUGCCCCCGUCGGCCUGCCCACGGCACGUGAGGAUCAAAAACUGGGGCAGUGGGAUGACUUUCCAAGACACACUUCACCACAAGGCCAAAGGGGAUCUUGCUUGCAGGUCUAAGUCUUGUCUGGGAGCCAUCAUGAACCCCAAAAGUUUGACCAGAGGACCCAGGGACAAGCCUACCCCCCCAGACGAGCUUCUACCUCAAGCUAUCGAAUUUGUCAACCAGUAUUACAGCUCCUUCAAAGAGGCAAAAAUAGAGGAACAUCUGGCCAGGGUGGAAGCAGUAACAAAGGAGAUAGAAACAACAGGAACCUAUCAGCUGACGGGAGAUGAGCUCAUCUUCGCCACCAAGCAGGCUUGGCGCAACGCCCCCCGCUGCAUCGGGAGGAUCCAGUGGUCAAACCUACAGGUCUUCGACGCCCGGAGCUGUUCCACUGCCCAGGAAAUGUUCGAGCACAUCUGCAGACACGUGCGUUAUGCUACCAACAAUGGCAACAUCAGGUCGGCCAUCACCGUGUUCCCCCAGCGGAGUGAUGGGAAGCAUGACUUCCGGAUCUGGAACGCUCAGCUCAUCCGGUAUGCUGGCUACCAGAUGCCUGAUGGCACCAUCCUGGGGGACCCUGCCAGCGUGGAGUUCACCCAGCUGUGCAUCGACCUGGGCUGGAAGCCCAAGUACGGCCGCUUUGAUGUGGUGCCUCUGGUCCUGCAGGCUGAUGGCGGAGACCCUGAGCUCUUUGAAAUCCCGCCUGACCUCGUGCUCGAGGUGCCCAUGGAACAUCCCAAGUAUGAGUGGUUCCGUGAACUGGAGCUAAAGUGGUAUGCCCUGCCUGCCGUGGCCAACAUGCUGCUCGAGGUGGGUGGCCUGGAGUUCCCAGGGUGCCCCUUCAACGGCUGGUACAUGGGCACGGAGAUCGGGGUCCGGGACUUCUGUGACAUUCAGCGCUACAACAUCCUGGAGGAAGUGGGCAGAAGGAUGGGCCUGGAAACGCACAAGCUGGCCUCACUCUGGAAGGACCGGGCUGUCAUUGAGAUCAACGUCGCCGUGCUGCACAGUUUCCAGAAGCAAAACGUGACCAUCAUGGACCACCACUCGGCUGCGGAGUCCUUCAUGAAGUACAUGCAGAACGAGUACCGGUCCCGAGGGGGCUGUCCUGCCGACUGGAUUUGGCUGGUGCCCCCGAUUUCUGGCAGCAUCACUCCCGUGUUCCACCAGGAGAUGUUAAACUAUGUCCUGUCCCCUUUCUUCUACUACCAGGUGGAGGCCUGGAAAACCCACAUCUGGCAGGAUGAGAAGCGGAGACCCCGGAGAAGAAAGAUUCCGUUCAAAGUCUUGGUUCAAGCUGUGCUCUUCGCCUCCAUGCUGAUGCGCAAGACCAUGGCGUCCCGAGUGAGAGCCACAAUCCUCUUUGCGACGGAGACAGGAAAGUCAGAAACACUGGCCCGGGACCUAGGGGCCUUGUUCAGCUGUGCCUUCAACCCCAAGAAACUGAAAAAAUCCCUCUUCAUGCUGAAAGAGCUUACCAACAAGUUCAGGUAUGCCGUGUUCGGCCUCGGCUCCAGCAUGUACCCUCAGUUCUGUGCCUUUGCUCAUGACAUCGACCAGAAGCUGUCCCAUCUGGGGGCCUCUCAGCUUGCCCCAACAGGGGAAGGGGACGAGCUCAGUGGACAGGAGGAAGCCUUCCGCAGCUGGGCCGUGCAAACCUUCAAGGCAGCCUGUGAGACGUUCGAUGUGCGAGGCAAGCACCGCGUUCAGAUCCCCAAGCUCUACACCUCCAAUGUGACCUGGGACCCGCACCACUACAGGCUCGUGCGGGACUCACAGCCUCUGGACCUCAACAAAGCCCUCGGCAGUAUGCACGCCAAGAACGUGUUCACCAUGAGGCUCAAAUCACAGCGGAAUCUCCAGAGUGCGAAAUCCAGCCGCACCACCCUCCUGGUGGAGCUCUCCUGUGAGGACAGCCACCGGCUGAGCUACCUGCCUGGAGAGCACCUCGGGGUUUUCCCAGGCAACCAGCUGGCUCUGGUAAAAGGCAUCUUGGAGCGAGUGGUGGACGGCCCUGCGCCCCACCAACCGGUGCACCUGGAGACCCUCAGCGAGAGCGGAAGCUACUGGGUCAGAGACAAGCGGCUGCCCCCGUGCUCCCUCAGCCAGGCCCUCACCUACUUCCUGGAUAUCACCACCCCCCCAACCCAGCUGCUGCUCCGCAAAUUGGCACAGCUGGCCACAGAAGAGGCAGAGAGGCAGAGGCUGGAGAUCCUGUGCCAGCCCUCAGAGUACAACAAAUGGAAGUUCACCAACAGCCCCACAUUCCUGGAGGUACUGGAGGAGUUCCCAUCCCUGCGGGUAUCUGCUGGCUUCCUGCUCUCCCAGCUGCCUAUUCUGAAACCCCGGUACUACUCCAUCAGCUCCUCCAGGGCCUGUGCACCCACGGAGGUCCACCUCACUGUGGCUGUGCUCACCUACCGCACCCGAGAUGGCCAAGGUCCCUUGCACCACGGCGUCUGCAGCACAUGGCUCAGCAGCCUGAAGCCCCAAGACCCAGUACCCUGCUUUGUGAGAAGUGCCGGCGGCUUCCAGCUCCCUGAGGACCCCUCCCAACCUUGCAUCCUCAUUGGGCCUGGCACAGGCAUCGCCCCCUUCCGCAGCUUCUGGCAGCAGCGGCUCCAUGAUGCUGAGCACAAAGGGCUCCGGGGCAGCCGCAUGACCCUGGUGUUCGGGUGCCGCCGCCCGGAUGAGGACCACCUCUAUCGGGAGGAGAUGUUGGAGAUGGCCCAGAAGGGGGUGCUGCAUGAGGUUCACACAGCCUACUCUCGCCUGCCUGGCCAGCCCAAGGUCUAUGUUCAAGACAUCCUGAGGCAGCAGCUGGCCAGCGAGGUGCUCCGCGUGCUCCAUGAGGAGCAAGGCCACCUUUAUGUCUGUGGGGAUGUGCGUAUGGCCCGGGAUGUGGCCCAAACCCUGAAGCACCUGCUGGCCGCCAAGCUGAGCCUGAGCGAGGAGCAGGUGGAGGACUAUUUCUUCCAACUUAAGAGCCAGAAGCGCUAUCAUGAAGACAUCUUUGGUGCUGUAUUUCCCUACGAGGUGAAAAAGGAUGGGGCAGCAAGGCAGCCCAGCGAUCCCAGAGUUCCAGCGGCCCACGGGACAAGUUAA
Puma concolor (puma) is the source of this 3369-nucleotide messenger RNA. The record is from RefSeq and is a predicted model, not a curated record. NCBI's taxonomy places the organism in Eukaryota, Metazoa, Chordata, Mammalia, Carnivora, Felidae.